Messenger RNA from Eruca vesicaria subsp. sativa (arugula), 1462 nucleotides. The record is from the annotation of a GenBank genome assembly. Lineage: Eukaryota; Viridiplantae; Streptophyta; Magnoliopsida; Brassicales; Brassicaceae.
AAAAAAAGUUGCAGACACACCUCGAUCUCAUCGAAUCUCCUCUUACAUAUCACUUCACAGCUGACACCAAGCAAACCUAUUCCCCUCUUUCCUCUCUCUCUAGGCUCUCACAGAAAACAUUAGAAAGGUCGUGAGAAUGGCGGCAACAGCAGCUUCAAGCUUGCAACUUGCUACAAUAAGGCCAAGCAUUUCUGCUGCCUCUUGCAAAGUUCUUAAAGCAGGGACCUACAUUGUCGGUGGCGAUCCCAGGAACGCAUCAUGGGACAAACUUGCCUGCACUCACCAUCUAUGGAACCUCGGAUGUUUGAGAAGCAACAGUUCUCGUCCAACUUCUAAAAAGAGUUUUUCCUUUUCAACAAAGGCCAUGUCUGAAUCCAGAGAAAGCAAGGCUUCUGCUGGACUUCCUAUUGAUUUGAGAGGGAAAAGGGCUUUCAUUGCUGGCAUUGCUGAUGAUAAUGGAUAUGGUUGGGCCAUUGCCAAAUCUCUUGCUGCUGCUGGAGCUGAAAUAUUGGUUGGGACAUGGGUUCCUGCACUUAACAUUUUUGAGACAAGCCUGAGACGUGGAAAAUUUGACCAGUCACGCGUGCUGCCUGACGGGUCUUUGAUGGAGAUUAAAAAGGUUUAUCCUUUGGACGCUGUGUUUGACAAUCCUGAAGAUGUGCCUGAAGAUGUGAAAGCUAAUAAGCGAUAUGCUGGAUCAUCAAACUGGACAGUACAGGAAGCAGCUGAAUGUGUAAAAAAAGAUUUUGGUACCAUUGACAUUCUUGUCCACUCACUUGCAAAUGGACCAGAGGUUAGCAAACCUCUUCUGGAAACAUCAAGAAAAGGCUAUCUCGCUGCUAUCUCUGCUUCGAGUUACUCUUUCGUUUCCCUCCUCAGGCAUUUUCUGCCAAUUAUGAACCCAGGAGGUGCUUCUAUAUCUCUUACUUACAUUGCCUCUGAAAGGAUCAUUCCUGGGUAUGGUGGAGGUAUGAGCUCUGCGAAAGCCGCACUAGAGAGUGAUACACGGGUGCUUGCAUUUGAAGCUGGAAGGAAACAGAACAUUAGGGUGAACACCAUCUCUGCAGGUCCUUUGGGAAGCCGAGCAGCAAAAGCAAUUGGGUUCAUAGACACCAUGAUUGAGUAUUCAUACAACAAUGCGCCUGUUCAAAAAACAUUGACCGCAGAUGAAGUUGGGAAUGCAGCAGCCUUCUUGGUAUCUCCAUUGGCCUCUGCCAUAACUGGUGCAACCAUCUAUGUUGACAAUGGUUUGAAUUCAAUGGGUGUUGCCAUCGACAGCCCAGUUUUCAAAGACCUCAAAUAGAGACUUUUAAGUAACUGUGGAUUGUGGAAACUCUUUUUCUAGUGUUUCAUUUGUUUUCUUUCAGUUGAGUGUGUUUUUUCAAACAACUUUGUUUCUGGAACAAAAUAAAAUAUUUAACACAAUCAGAACGAACUCUAGUCAAAAAAAUCAGAAUGCAAU